CAAAAAAAAAAAAACAGUUCGCCUUGUGAUAGAUCCAUUCCCACCUGUAGGUAUGCGCCGCAGUUCCUGUCGCCGGAGAACCUCCGCCGGUCACCGUCGCCGGGUUCUCCUGCGAAGACUACCGACCACCGUCGUCAUCUCAAAAAUCUAUGCCCCCUUUGUAUUACACCUCUCUCUACCCAUUUCGCCGUGAUCUGCCUCCGCUGGCCGUAUCUGUUCUGGAGUUUUACGGCGGGGAUCCUCUAGAGCAGCGUGUGUCCCCCAUAUGGAAAGACCCAGCAGCGGGGAGGAGGGAGAGGGGGACUCUCCCAACGAGACGAGGAUCUCGCCGGAGACGGCGGCGGCAGAAGCGGACGACUCCGUCCCGUACAUAGGGCAGCGGUUCCUGACACACGAAGCGGCGUACGAGCUCUACAGCGGGUUUGCAAAGCAGUGCGGGUUCUCGAUCCGGCGGCACCGUACGGAGGGGAAGGACGGCGUGGGCAAGGGUCUGACCCGGCGGUACUUCGUGUGCCACCGCGCCGGCAACACGCCAGCGAAACCCUUCGACGACGGCGCCAAGCAGCAGAGGAACAGGAAGUCCUCCCGCUGCGGGUGCCAGGCGUACCUACGCAUUGGUAGGGAUGCUGGAGCCGGCGGUCUGGAGUGGCGAGUCACGGGGUUCUCUAACUACCACAACCAUGAGCUCCUCCGGCAGGAUGAAGUGCGCUUUCUGCCGGCGUACCGUGUCAUCUCGGAGUCGGACAGAGACAGGAUCUUGGUGUUUGCAAAAUCUGGGAUCACUGUGCAGCAGAUGAUGAGGAUAAUGGAGCUGGAGAAGUGCGUCCAGCCUGGGAGCCUCCCAUUUACUGAGAAGGAUGUGAGAAAUCUCAUACAGUCCUUCAGGAGGUUCGAGCAGGAGGAGGAGAGUGUCGACCUGCUUCAGAUGUGCAGAAAUGUUAAGGAGAAGGAUCCCAAUUUCAAGUACGACUUCACCAAAGACGCCAACAACUGCGUUGAGAACAUCGCCUGGUCGUACGCAUCAUCGAUCCAGUCUUACGAGGUAUUUGGUGAUGCUGUUGUGUUUGACACCAUUCAUCGGCUAACUUCUAUUGACAUGACACUGGGUAUUUGGAUUGGAAUGAACAAUCAUGGGAUGCCUUGCUUCUUCAGUUGCGUGCUUCUGAGGGAGGGAAAUCUGCAAUCCUUCACAUGGGCAUUACAGGUAUUUCUCAACUUCAUGAACAGAAAAGCUCCACAGACAAUAUUGACUGAUCAAAAUAUGUAUCUCAAAGAAGCAGUUCAAAAGGAGCUACCAAACACAAAGCAUGCCCUCUCCAUCGGGCUUAUUGCAUCCAGGUUUCUAUCUUGGUUCAAUGCAGUUCUCGGGAGACACUAUAAUGACUGGGAAAAUGAGUUUUAUAGGCUGCACAACAUGGAAAGCACAAUGGACUUUGAUCUUGGAUGGAGUGACAUGGUGAGCUGCUAUGGAUUACAUGGAAAUAGGCACAUUGCUAGCUUAUUUGCAUCACGGAAGCUUUGGGCAUCGCCAUAUUUGAGAGGACAUUUUUUGGCAGGGCUGGCUGCUUUGCCGGGAAUUUCAAAAAUAAAGGAUUUUAUUCAGCGGUUGUUGAGCGCCCAAACAUGCCUAUCCUGUUUCAUUGAGCAGGUUGCGGUAGUUGUUGACUACAAAGAUCAAGCUGGGGAACAACAAAUAGUGCAACAAAACUCGGAAAAUACAAUUCUGAAGACGGCAGCUCCAGUGGAAGGACAUGCUGCAGCUGUUUUCACCCCAUAUGCAUUCUAUAAGCUACAGGAUGAGCUUGUAGAGGCAGCCCAUUAUGCAUACUUCCACGUGGAAGGGAAUGCUUUUCUUGUCCGGCACCAUACCAAGACAGAUGGCGGUUGCAAUGUCACAUGGAACCAAAAGGAGGAGCUACUUUCUUGCAGCUGCCAAAUGUUUGAGUCAUCAGGGAUCCUCUGCCGGCAUGCCCUCCGUGUGCUCACAACGCUAAACUACUCUCAGAUCCCGGACCAUUACCUUCCUGUCCGAUGGCAUAGAACCCAGCCACAACCUUCCAAGUCAUUGAUUGGCGCUCCUGAUCAUGGCAGAUCAUAUGAAAGGGUGAAAGCACUCCAGUCCAUGGUCUCAGUUCUGGUUAGUGAAGCAGGCAAAUCGGAGGAACGGAUGGAUCUCGCGACACAGGAGGUCUCUGUCCUGCUGUCCCGGAUAAGGCAGCAACCUGUUGUGGCGAAUGUUUCAGGUGAUGGUGUUCAUCAGCAGCGGUGACUGGCAAUUUUGGUAGCUUUCCAAGGGGAAACCAUUUUUAACUGUCCAACCAGUUCUUUAUAAGUAUUUAAGCUCAGUUUGCAGUUACUGAACUGUAUGGUUUAUUUGACCAUUUUUGCUAAAUUUCAAUAGACUGAUUUUGAUUUCGUGCUCAGUCAAAUUUUGGGGCCGUUAGAUCUGGAGGCGCACAUCUCAGCGUGCGAUUCUGAAAUGACUGACCCGGGUGAGUUGGGGGGGGGGGGGAGGGCUUGGUGUCUUCCCUUUCUUGAUUUUCCUAUGUGUGUGUCACUUCAUCAGUUUCGUCUGUCCCCGGCCCAGGAGAGAGGGGUGAGCUGCUAGUUGGGGGAAAGAGAGGUAGAGAUGGAGGGGAGGGGCUGACCGGCGGCAGCGAGGUAGUCUCCGCGCACUGAUUUCCUGAAAAAAAUUCAGCCGGUUUGGAUCUGUUAGUUGACACGGUUGAGGUCUGUGUUGGGUGUGGUUUGUGUGGAGAGCAGGGGUUUCAGGAAAUCGGUAGGGAGCUGUUCUGUACACGGUCUGCUUGCAUGUAGGGUAGCCAGCUCUGUGUGUUCUCAUCGAUUUAAGUCAAGUGCUAUGCUAGAAUUGGACAUGUUUGUAUGCUUUUCUGAAUUUAAACCGUAACCAGAUGCUUAAGGUGGUCAGGUUUCCCAACCUAGUUUUCUUGAUGUGGUCAGGCUUUUAAAAAAGCAUUUGGGGUAUUAGUUAGUUGAGCUCUAGCUUUUUCAGAAGACCACUACCGGUGAAUGGUUACAGAAUUUUGCAUGUCAUUAUACACUACUUUUUUUUUCUUUGAUACCACUGUUUGUGCUACUAAAAUCUAUAUUUCCUCUUAGGAUAGCAAAAUUUGCAUGUAUAUACUUAUAUUUGCUUUUGCUGAGUGAUGCUGUGUUUACGAGAGCAUGUCAUAACAAAAUUUGUGUUUGAGGUCAGAAUUAUAUCUUCGUGUGAUAUUCUCUGUCAUCCACUUCUUCAUUGUGUUGCACAGAUCCAUAUCUGCUUUUCUGCCUAUUCUUCAUAAAUUUUAUUUUAGACAAUCAUGGAGGCCCUCACCCGCUCCAUUUAUAUAAAUGAAACCAACUUCGCACACAACAAUCUUCUCUUCAUAAAAUGUACUCCCUCUGUAAACUAAUAUAAGAUCGUUUAGAUCACUAAAGAUCACUAAAGCAGUAAUCUAAAUGAUAUUAUAUUAGUUUACAGAUGGAGUAUUAGAUUACCAAUCAAUGAGGCAAGCUACCUCUGGCUCUGCAACCUUUUUCUCUUCCGAAUUUCUGUAGCUAUUUUGUUACCCCUAAUUAUCUAUACUGAUUCAUAGCUAAAGUGAGUGGUUAGUUUUGUACUAACAUGACAGCCCAUCAGUAUUUCUUGCCAGUCUUCAGUUUACAUUUUAGCCCCAUGGUAUGUAUCUUUUUUCUUCAGUUUGUCUAUUUUUCUCAGUUUGUUAUCAGUCUUUUUCAGUCAAUCUUUAGUUUCCUUUUUUAGCUCCCUUGCCUAUACAGUUUCUUUUCAUUUAGUAAGUGUUCAGUUGUUGAAUUUUACUUGUGCAUUUGAUUUUCAGUCUCAUGUUUCAUUAUUCAUUCUUCAGUUAGUGAGAUCUUUUUCCCAUGGCUCUUGUAGUUAGGACUUAGGACAAUGACCUCUUAUUUUCAGAAUUUUACGUGUAGCAUUAUUCAGUUUGUUUUUCUUUUAUGCAGUUACUUUUAUUUAGUUAAUGUUCAGUCCUUUAUGCUCAUUGUUCAUUAAGUCAACAUAUCUAUGGAAUUUUUCUAAUUUUCUAUAUUCAGUUUUAAUUUAGUUUCCCUUAUCUUCUUCAGUACUCCCUCCGUCCCGAAAAGCUUGUCUUAGAUUUAUCUAGAUAUGGAUGCAUCUACUAUACACUCCCUCUGUCCCAUGAUGUAAGACGCUUUUUGGGACGGAGGUAAUAUAUCAGUUAAUCUUCAGUUUUCAGGCUAUAAACAAGAGUGCCAUCACUCACUUUAUUUCUUCUUUACUUAGUUCUCUUCAGUUUGCUCAUUCUUGUUUAGUAUUUCUCUCAGCCCCUUAUUUCCUCUUCAGCCAAUUUGUCUAUUUUUUUGUUCUUUCAUUCACUCAGUUUUAGAUUUUCAGUGCACAGAUACAAGGCUAUGUUUUUGCCUUUUGGAGCAGAAGAACCCCACAUGCUUUUAUCUCAUUUUUUUCUCCUUUCCCCAGGCUAGGGGUAUCAUCCAACCUUUCUCUGAAAGAUUAAAAUAAUCUAACUAAUUUCACUCUGUAGAAUUUUUUUCAGACUCUAGGUUUUGGAAGGGUAGGUAGCUCUGGUUGUAUUAUGUUGAUGCAUGCCUCUAAUUUAAACAUGAGUGGUGUAUCUAAUUUAAAAAUGGUUCUGGCUGUCCAUUUUGUCAGUUUUUUUAUUCUGUCUUUGGUUGGGUAUCAUUUCUUCUUCAGUAUUUCAUUCUUCUUCAGUAUUCAGUCCUCCAUUUUUUUCCUGAGUAUUCUUUUGUAUGUCUAUGGGAUAGAAUGCAACAAGUAGUCAUACGAGACUAUCUUUGGUUUGAUUUACUUUUUUCAGUUUAUCCUUGUUACUGUUAAGUUUGCGGUGCUUCAAUUUCUACGGUUUAGCCUUUAACUUUAGUUAGUUCAGUUCUCUCAGUCGUGUUUUGUCGUCUAUCUGAUGAGAUUAUCAUCAUCAGCUUUGGUUGGUUCAGUUAUCAUUUAUUUUUUCAGUUAUUCAUUAUUCCUUAGUAUUACAUUUUUUCCCAUUCUUUGAGCUUACAUCAUUGUUCGAUCUCUCAGUCUCCACAGUUUUCUUCAGUACAAUUUUCAGUACUUAUCAUCUACGUACCAUUUUUCCAGUUUCUGCUGUCUUCAAUCUCGCAAGUUUCUUCUUCAUUUUGUUUCUUCAUUAUAUAUUUCUUCAAUCUAGUUUUCAAGUCUUCCCUUGUCACUUUUCAUUCUAAUCCUUCUGUUUUGGGUCUCGCUAUUUUCUGUCCUUUUUCAUUGUCUUUCGCCAUUCUUCCCUUGUCAAUCCGUGCUGGUGUCGUAUGGACUUUGUGCAGAGAAACAAAAAAUCGACAGGUACAUUGCUUUUGAGCUCAACACCCGAGGGUGGUUGCAUUGGCGAUGGGUGACGGGCACAACACAAAUUCAGGCAUAUGACGCUACACCAAUGUAUUACCGUUUUAAGGCUAACCUCAAGACAGGAAUAGCGGUGCUCUUUAGUACUCCCUCUGUCCCAAAAUAACUGUCUCAAAUCUUAGUACAAAUGUGUAUUAAAGUUAGUACAAAGUUGAGACACUUAUUUUGGGACGGAGGUAGUAUUCAUCUAAGCAUGAUGGUUGUACUGUCGAAUUCCAUGUCUUCAGUUUAGUCGGUUUGGGACAUCAAGUUAUUAUUCAAUGAGUUAUGUGUCACCAGUUA
Molecule: messenger RNA, 5680 nt
Organism: Triticum urartu
Lineage: Eukaryota; Viridiplantae; Streptophyta; Magnoliopsida; Poales; Poaceae
Gene: FRS11
Product: FAR1-related sequence 11
Biological process (GO): regulation of DNA-templated transcription
Molecular function (GO): zinc ion binding
Source: RefSeq, a predicted model, not a curated record